Messenger RNA from Penicillium diatomitis, 1011 nucleotides. Its product is annotated as telomere length and silencing 1 family protein. The transcript is spliced from 3 exons. The coding region runs from base 1 to 1011 and encodes 336 amino acids. The record is from RefSeq and is a predicted model, not a curated record. Gene Ontology annotation, cellular component: spliceosomal complex. NCBI's taxonomy places the organism in Eukaryota, Fungi, Ascomycota, Eurotiomycetes, Eurotiales, Aspergillaceae. Gene Ontology annotation, biological process: mRNA splicing, via spliceosome.
AUGGAAACAGAGGUUGAUAACAUCCCUCAAAACCUCUUUCGAUCCGCAAAGCGACGCAAGUUCGCCCGCCGUCGCCAAGAUGACGACGAAACGCCUGCUGGUACUGCCACUGAACCGGCCUCUGAGAACCAGGCAAACACUUCUCAAACUCCCGAGCCCAACCAAAGGAAUGAAUCAGAUGAAGGCACACAUACUGCCGGUGUAGUUCGUAUGCGGCGACCAAAAGCUCUACACAAAGGAGGCAUUGGCUUUUCCGCCACGGCGCGACCAUCGAGCAAGACUGGCGACACCCAAAUUGCGCUCGUCCCAACCGAAGAGCAAGAGAAGGAAACAAUUCAAGCCAUGGCCGAUCGCUUCCAGACAUACACAGGCCAGGCAGAGGAUGUGGAUAAACACAUGAUGGCAUACAUAGACGCAGAAAUGGCUAAGCGCUUCCGCCGAGGCCCAACGACGGAGAGCGCAUCAACAGAACGACCAGAACCUAAACCCGUGUCUGAGGUUACGUCUGCCCCAGGACAGCCACAUGAGCGACUUCCAGCCUCACUAGGCAAGCUUCACGAAAUCGACCUAGGACAGGAGACGAAACUGCAAAACAUUGCCAGGACAGAGGCUGCCGCGCGUCGUCUAGCAGGUGACGAGACACAUGAACCCAAUCAGUCGAUAGACCGCGCAGGAUCGUCCACGAAGCAAGGACGAAACCGAAAGCGUCGUACUAGCGCAGACAUUGAGCGCGACAGAUUGGUCGAAGAGAUUCUACGCGAGAGCAAAUUGGACGUCUACGACGAACCCGAGGAAGAACCACAAGACGGCGAUAUGGCAGCAGACGAUCGUAUCGCCGAGCAAUUCCGACGAGACUUUUACGAUGCCAUUCAAACACGUCGGAGGGCUCGCCCUGCGAAGACGGCGAAGACGGCUAGCAAGACCGAGGCACCAAAGGGCCCUAAGCUCGGAGGCAGUCGCAGCGCGAGAGCAGCAAUGCGUGAAUCCCAGGCAAAAGCUGCGCGAAAGUAA